Messenger RNA from Cynara cardunculus var. scolymus (artichoke), 10345 nucleotides. Its product is annotated as E3 ubiquitin-protein ligase UPL1-like. The record is from RefSeq and is a predicted model, not a curated record. The transcript has 17 exons. Gene Ontology annotation, molecular function: ubiquitin-protein transferase activity; protein binding. Gene Ontology annotation, biological process: proteasome-mediated ubiquitin-dependent protein catabolic process; protein polyubiquitination; positive regulation of protein catabolic process. Lineage: Eukaryota; Viridiplantae; Streptophyta; Magnoliopsida; Asterales; Asteraceae.
UUCUGUAUAAAAGCAGCUCUCUUCUCCGAUUCUGAGGGUUAACCAAAACACACACAAACGAGAACCCUUUUUCUCUACUCUCUGGGCUUUGGGCCUCAUUCUCGUACACAUAAACCCUUUACUCUCUUUCUUGAUUUUCAAUUUACUUUGAUGUUUAUGAAUCCCUUGUUUAUCUCUACACAACCAGUAUAAAGGAGUGUAGAGGAGUAGAAGAGGAGUGGCUGUGAAAUCUUAUGGCGGGUACCCUAAGAUCGAGCUUGCCGUCGAGGUUACGGCAACUUUUAUCCGGUGAAGGACCUAUCGGUCCGAAUGUUAAACUUGACUCUGAGACUCCCCCAAAAGUGAAAACAUUCAUAAACAAGGUGAUUCAGUGUCCAUUGCAAGACAUAGCAAUCCCUCUCUCUGGUUUUCACUGGGAGUACGGCAAGGGAAAUUUUCAUCAUUGGAGGCCGCUGUUUCUGCAUUUUGAUACAUACUUCAAGACAUACUUGUCUAGCAGGAAGGACCUACUUUUGGCAGAUACUCUAGAAGAUGAUACUCCUUUCCCUAAGCAAUCGGUUCUUCACAUCUUGCGUGUGAUGCAAAUAGUUUUAGAAAAUUGUCACAACAAAAGUUCCUUCGAUGGUUUAGAGCAUUUCAAGCUCUUGCUUGCAUCCACAGACCCUGAUAUUCUCAUUGGAACCUUGGAGACUCUUUCAGCAUUAGUGAAAAUAAAUMCCUCAAAACUUCAUGCAAGUGGGAAGCUGGUAGGAUGUGGUUCAAUAAACAAUUGUCUUUUGUCAUUAGCGCAAGGAUGGGGAAGCAAGGAAGAGGGUUUGGGCCUGUAUUCAUGUGUUAUGUUAAAUGAAAGAACCCAAGAUGAAGGUCUAAGCUUGUUCCCAUCAGAUGUACAAACUGAAAGUGACAAUUCUCAGAACCGUGUGGGUUCUACCCUCUACUUUGAGUUGCAUGGUACAAAUAMCCCAAGUACAGGUGAUSGUGGUGACAUGAUCACUUCUACCAGCACGAGCAUUAUUCACAUUCCUAAUCUUCACUUGCAUAAGGAGGAUGACAUAUCUUUGAUGAAGAUGUUGAUUGAGCAGUACAUCAUACCUCCUGAGCAUAGGUUCUCGUUGCUGAGUAGGGUUAGAUAUGCUCAUGCCUUCCGAUCUUCUAGAAUAUGCAGGCUGUACAGCAAGAUAUGCCUUCUUGCCUUCAUCGUCCUUGUUCAAUCAAGUGAUUCUCAUGAUGAACUGGUGUCUUUUUUUGCUAAUGAGCCAGAAUAUACAAACGAGUUAAUAAGACUAGUGAAAUCUGAAGACACUAUACCUGGAACAAUUCGUACACUUGCAAUGCAUGCUCUUGGAUCCCAACUAGCGGCAUAUUCAUCAUCUCAUGAGAGGGCACGCAUUUUGAGUGGGUCAAGCAUUAGCUUUGCUGGGGGGAAUCGCAUGAUUCUCCUUAAUGUGCUGCAAAGGGCGAUUUCUUCUUUAAAUAACUCCAGCGACCCAUCAUCUAUUGCUUUUGUUGAAGCACUUCUCCAGUUCUAUUUGCUUCAUGUGAUAUCCACAUCAAGUUCUGGGAGUGUUAUACGGGGAUCGGGAAUGGUCCCAACAUUUUUACCUCUUUUAGAGGACUCAGAUCCUUCACAUAUGCAUCUUGUCUGUUUAGCAGUGAAGACUCUGCAAAAGCUGAUGGACUACAGCAAUUCAGCCGUCACUCUCUUUAAAGACUUGGGAGGAGUAGAGCUUUUAACCAACAGACUGCAGAUAGAAGUAGUUAGGGUGAUUGGUUCAGAAAUAAGUAAUGAUAGUUCAAUGAGCAUUGGGGAGUCCUCAAGCACUAAUGUUGAUUGGCUUUAUUCACAGAACCGGCUCAUCAGGGUUUUGUUGAAGGCACUUGGUUCUGCUACUUAUGCUCCAUCAAAUUCAACAAGACCUCAGGGUGUUCAUGAUGUUUCUUUGCCUGCCACUCUCUCAAUGAUCUUUGAGAAUGUGGAUAAGUUUGGAGGUGAUAUAUAUUCUGCAGCUGUUACUGUUAUGAGUGAAAUGAUUCAUAAAGACCCCACUUGUUAUGGUGUGUUGGAGGAAUUGGGUCUUCCUGACGCGUUUCUAGAGUCGGUGAAAGCUGGAAUUCUGCCUUCUUCGAAAGCUCUUACAUGUGUUCCUAAUGGUAUUGGGGCUAUUUGUCUCAACACCAAGGGCCUAGAGGCAGUCAGAGAAGCUUCAACUUUAAGGUUUCUGGUUGAUAUUUUCACUGCUAAGAAAUAUGUACUUGCAAUGAAUGAUGGAAUUGUGCCUUUGGCAAAUGCUGUUGAGGAGCUUUUGCGUCAUGUCUCCCCAUUGAGAGGUACUGGUGUAGAUAUGAUUAUUGAGAUCGUUAAUAAAAUCGCUUCAAUAGAGGACUGCAAGGGUAGAGGACAAUCGGGAAAAGUUAAUGAGAGCAAUGCUAUGGAUAUGGAUACCGAAGACAAGGAAAAUGUAGGUCAAUGUCUAGUUGUUGCCUCAGAUUCAGCCUCAGAAGGAAUUGGUGAUGAACAGUUUAUCCAGUUAUGCAUCUUUCAUGUGAUGGUGUUAUUCACAGUCAACAGGACUCCGGCAUCUCCAAUGGAGAUUGAUGAAGGAGCUCCAAAGCAUGACUCAGAAGAAACAGUUCGUUCKUGGAUAGAUGGUCCUUUGGCCAGUUAUGGUAAACUUAUGGAUCACCUAGUGACAUCAUCUUUUAUAUUGUCUCCAUUCACCAAACAUUUUCUUACACAACCCCUUGUAACCGGAGAUGUUGCAUUUCCACGUGAUGCUGAGGUUUUUGUGAAGGUCCUGCAAUCUAUGAUUUUGAAAGCURUGCUCCCUGUAUGGACACACCCACAAUUUACUGAUUGCGGUGACGAGUUYAUUGGUACCGUGAUAUCUAUCAUCCGUCAUGUUUUUUCUGGGGUUGAAGUGAAAAGUGUAAGCAAUGCUGGAUCACGUCCUUCUGGUCCUCCUCCAAAUGAAACAACUAUAUCCACAAUUGUAGAAAUGGGGUUUUCUAGAUCUCGAGCAGAGGAGGCUCURAGACAGGUGGGAUCAAACAGUGUGGAGUUGGCAAUGGAGUGGCUGUUCUCACAUCCAGAGGAAGUUCAAGAAGACGAUGAACUUGCYCGUGCACUUGCUAUGUCCCUUGGUAAUUCUAGAACCGAUGGAAAGGAUAUUGUUACAAGUGAAAGUAGUCAACAGAUUGAAGAGGAAACUGUGCAGCUACCCCCUGUCAGUGACUUGUUGUCUACCUGCAAAAAGCUUCUAGAAAUGAAAGAUUCUCUAGCCUUUCCAGUUCGRGAUCUUCUUGCUAUGAUAUGCUCUCAAGAUGAUGGUCAAUACAGGUCCAAUGUUGUAUCAUUUAUCCUUGAGCAGGUAAAGCUUUAUAGUUCCAAUGCUGAUGGUGGAAAGAAUAACAUGCUAUCCUCCCUCUUUCAUGUSCUUGCUUUGAUUCUUAAUGAGGAUAAGGAUGCAAGAGAAGUUGCUUCUAAGAGUGGUCUGGUUAAAGUUGCAGCAGAUCUUUUGUCGGACUGGAACUCUUGUACACAUGAGAAUGAGACAUUGCUUGUUCCUAAAUGGGUGACGGCAGCUUUUCUUGCUAUUGAUCAGCUUGCCCAAGUUGAUCAAAAGUUGAAUGCUGAUAUUUCAGAGUUGUUAAAGAAAGAUGAUGUUGGUAACCAGAAUGCUUUAGUGAUAGACGAGGACAAGCAAAGUAAGUCACAACCAAGUUUGGGAUUAUUCUCGAAGCAUAUUGAUAUUGAAGCGCAAAAGAGAUUUGUUGAGAUAUCUUGUGGCUAUUUGACGAARCAGCUUCCUGCUGAAACAAUCCAUGCUGUUCUGCAGCUAUGCUCUACACUGACAAGAACUCACUCWGUCGCUGUUAGUUUUCUAGAUGCUGGGGGAUUGCCUUUGCUACUAUCUCUGCCUACAAGUAGCCUAUUUGUUGGCUUUGAUAAUGUUGCUGCUACUAUCAUUCGCCAUAUCCUUGAAGAUCCCCAGACUCUCCAACAGGCGAUGGAAAGUGAAAUACGGCAUAGUGUUGUGACAGCUGCCAAUCGACAGUCUAAYGGAAGGCUYACACCCCGUAACUUUCUGUUGAAUUUGACUUYUGUMAUUUCAAGGGAUCCUGUGAUUUUUWUGAGAGCUGUGCGGUCUGUGUGCCAAAUUGAAAUGGUUGGUGAAAGGCCAUAUGUUGUCUUGCUAAAAGAUCGUGAKAAGGAUAAGUCUAAAGAAAAAGAAAAGGAAAAAGAGARAGGAGAUGAAAAAGAUAAACCACAGACUACAACUGAUGGUAAGAUGAGUUUGGGUGAUAUCAACUCACUAGCUCYAGGUAGCGGGAAUGCCAAACUUCCCGAGACAAAUACCAAGAAUGUAAAAGUUCAUCGUAAGCCUUCUCAAAGUUUUGUUACUGUUGUUGAGCUGCUUUUGGAGUCUGUUAUUACUUUUGUACCUCCUUCAGAAGACAAAACAGUGGCAGGAGAGGGCUCUUCAGUGAUAGAUAUGGAAAUUGAUGUUGCUUCAAGUAAGGGUAAGGGGAAGGCUAUUGCCUCARCAUCUGAAGAGAAAGAAGACAGUGGCCAGGAAUCUUCUGCAUCUUUGGCCAAGGUUGUAUUUAUUUUGAAGCUCUUAAAGGAGAUUCUUUUGAUGUAUGGUCCAUUUGUUCAUGUUCUGCUACGGAAAGAUGCGGAACUUAGCAGCAGUCAUGUCCCUCCCCUGAAGGGUCCUACUAGUAUCGGUGCUGGUGGAAUAUUUCAUCACAUUCUUUGCAAGUUUCUUCCUCACUUGAGAAGUUCUAAAAGGGAAAAGAAGACAGAUGGRGACUGGAGGCACAAACUAGCCGGUCGAGCGAGCCAGUUUUUGGUGGCUUCUUGUGUGCGUUCUACGGAGGCAAGGAGGAGAAUUUUUAUAGAGAUCAAUAAUGCUUAUAUUGACUUUGUUGACAAUUGUAAAGUUCAUCGGCCUCCUGGAAAUGAUAUCCAAGCAUUUGUUGAUCUACUUGGUGAUGUACUGGCUGCUCGCUCGCCUACAGGUUCUYCAAUUUCAGGAGAAGCUUCUGUUACUUUUAUAGACGUCGGUUUGGUGAGAUCGCUUACACGAACUUUACACAUGUUGGACCUGGAUCAUGCYGAGUCGCUAAAGAUUGUACCAGGGCUUGUGAAGGUUUUGGAGCUCGUCACUAAAGAACAURUUCAUGCUGCUGAGGCUACUACCGCAAGAGCUGAGAAUCCAACAAAACCUYCUGAGCAUAGUCAACGGGGGGGAACAAGUAAUGCUGGCGAUCUAUCUCACUCUACAGAAACUGCAUCUCUACCUAAUGCAAGUUCUGCACCAACUGAAGUUGUCGAGCCUUUUAGCACUGUCCAAACCUAUGGUGGAUCUGAGCCUGUUACAGAUGACAUGGAACAUGAUCAGGAUAUUGAUGGAGGUUUUGCUCCUCCAAGUGAAGAUGAUUACAUGCAUGAAACUUCUGAGGAUACAAGGGGUCUUGAAAAUGGUCUUAGUUCUGUGGGAAUAAGAUUCGAAAUUCAACCUGAUAUUCGUGAGAGCCUUGACGAAGAUGAUGAGGAUAUGUCSGGGGAUGAAGGAGACGAAGUUGAUGAAGAUGAGGAUGGAGAGGACGAAGGACAAAAUGAUCUGGAAGAAGAUGAAGUGCAUCACUUGCCCCAUCCUGACACUGAUCAAGAUGAUCAUGAAAUUGAAGAUGAGUUUGAUGAGGACAUGAUUGAGGAAGAAGAUGAGGAUGAUGAAGACGAUGACGGUGGAGUUAUACUAAGAUUGGGUGAGGGAAUGAAUGGCAUAAAUGUAUUGGAUCAUAUUGAGGUAUUUGGUAGAGACCAUAGUUUUUCCAACGAUUCUCUCCAUGUGAUGCCUGUUGAAGUUUUUGGUUCCAGACGCCAAGGUCGUACAACUUCUAUAUAUAAUCUUUUGGGGAGGUCAGGUGAURGCUCUGUUCCAUCUCAGCAUCCACUUCUAAUGGAGCCUUCUUCGUCGCGUGUAGUUUCUUCCCGACAAGCAGAAAAUGCACGUGAUGGGCACCUUGAAAGAAAUUUGGAGUCAUCCUCAUCACGACUGGAUUCAAUCUUCCGGUCUUUGAGGAAUGGUCGCCACGGACAGCAUGGGCAUCGUCUUAGCAUGUGGACCAAUGACCAGCAAAGUGGUGGAUCUAAUGCAUCUAGCAUCCCCUUAGGCCUUGAAGAUCUGUUGGUUUCUCAUCUGAGGCAUCCGACUCCAGAGAAGGGCUCUGAUCAAGACAAAAUGGUGGAGGCUCAAACUAAAAAUGAGUCUGGUCAAUCCCAAGGAUCAGCUGGGAUGGUACCUGACACUGCUGCUGAGAACAAUGAUAAUGGGGAUCAAGUUCCUCCUGCUUCAUUGAGUGGCUCUCGUGAUUCUGGAAACGCACCAACGGUAGAUGAAACUCAAGGGGGCACUGAUGUACCGGUUGGACAACCUCAAUCUGUGGAUAUGCAGUUUGAUAGCAAUGAUGCUGUUGUGCGGGAUGUUGAAGCUGUGAGCCAAGAAAGUAGUGGAAGUGGAGCCACAUUAGGAGAAAGCCUUAGAAGUCUGGAUGUUGAAAUUGGAAGUGCUGAUGGCCAUGAUGAUGGGGGAGAGAGACAAGGUUCCUCUGAUUUGCGAACAAGGAGAACAAAUGUAUCAGUUGGGAACACGACAUCAAUAAGCGUGAGAGAUGCAGCCCUUCAUAGUGUAACAGAGGUUUCAGAAAAUCCUAGUCAAGAAACAGASCAGAGUGAUUYGGCUCAGGAUGCACAGCGUGAUGGUGCUGGUGGUUCUGCGCCAAUUGACCCUGCAUUUUUGGAUGCACUUCCUGAGGAGUUACGUGCUGAGGUUCUUUCAGGCCGACAGGGUCCAGUGGCACAGCCUUCGAAUACCGAACCACAAAAUGACGGAGAUAUAGACCCUGAAUUCCUUGCAGCACUUCCCCCGGACAUUCGAGCAGAAGUUUUAGCACAGCAGCAGGCACAGGGGGUUCACCGGUCACAAGAAUUGGAAGGUCAACCUGUGGAGAUGGAUACUGUUUCGAUAAUUGCUACAUUCCCGUCAGAAUUAAGGGAAGAGGUCCUUCUAACGUCCUCUGAUGCCGUUCUUGCUAAUCUCACGCCUGCUCUUGUUGCGGAGGCAAACAUGUUGCGGGAGAGGUUUGCUCGUCGUUACAAUCGGACACUUUUUGGUAUGUUCCCUAGAAGUAGGAGAGGUGAGUCAUCUAGAAGAGGUGAAGGAGUUGGAUCUAGCAUGGAUAGAACUGGCGGAAUCAUUACUCGUAGGUCAAGUGGAAGCAAGCCUGUUGAAACUGACGGKRCUCCUUUAGUUGRCAGAGAAGAUCUUAWAGCAAUGAUUAGGUUGCUUCGUGUAGUUCAGCCACUAUAUAAACCUCAGCUCCAGAGACUGCUYUUGAAUUUGUGUGCUCACGUUGAAACCCGAUCGGCUGUAGUGAAAAUAUURAUGGAUCUAUUAAUGCUUGAUAUAAGAAAGCCUGGAAAUAAUUUGCAUGCUUCUGAGCCAUCAUAUAGGCUUUAUGCCUGCCAAAGUCAUGUGAUGUAUUCUCGUCCUCAAUGCUUUGAUGGUGUYCCUCCACUGGUGUCACGGCGUGUUCUAGAAACUUUGACAUAUUUGGCCAGGAAUCAUUCGUUUGUUGCAAAACUUUUGCUUCAGUUCAGAUUCCCUCCAACAGCUGGCCAAGAGUCUGAGAGUCUUGAUCAGUCUCGUGGAAAAGCUAUCAUGGUUGUUGAAGAAAAUGAAACAGAAAAGCAGCAAGAAGAAACCUUAGCCAUAUCAAUGCUGUUGAGCCUCUUGAAUCAACCACUUUAUUUGAGAAGUAUUGCCCAUCUCGAGCAGCUGUUGAACUUGUUAGAUGUCAUUAUUGAUAAUGCUGAGAGUAAGCAAGCUUUGGUUGAGCAGGGGGUAUCUGUUACUGAAGAAUCACCUGGUCAGACGUCUACAGUAGAUAUUAAUGCUGGUGGGUCUGGCUCGAAUACCAAAUCGUCCAAAGCUGAUUAUACUUCUAAGCCCUCAUCUUCUGUUGCUAAUACRGAAUACGACUCUCAUGCUAUUCUGCUAAACUUGCCACAAGCAGAACUACGUCUUCUCUGCUCACUGCUUGCACGUGAAUGUUUAUCGGAUAAUGCAUAUGCUCUUGUGGCGGAAGUACUGAAAAAGUUGGUGACGAUUGCACCACGUCACUGUCAUUUAUUCAUAACAGAGCUAGCUGGUGCUAUGAAGAACCUUACAACAGUGGCCAUGGAUGAAUUAUGUCGAUUCGGUGAAAUUGAGAAAGCACUUAUUACCACAACUGCUUCAGAUGGAGCAGCAAUCUUGAGGGUCAUACAAGCAUUAAGCUCACUUGUUGCUUCACUUUAUCAAGAAAAAGACCACACACUUCCCAAAAAGGAUCAAGCUGCCACCCUUUCUCUAGUUGGUGACAUAAAUGCCGCUUUGGAGCCAUUGUGGACGGAAUUAAGCACGUGCAUCAGCAAAAUCGAGAGCUACUCAGAUACUUCACCUGAUAUAAUAACUGAUUCAUCGAUGAUUUCAACAUCAAGACCUUCUGGUGCAAUGCCUCCACUUCCAGCCGGCACUCAGAACAUCUUGCCAUAUAUAGAAUCUUUCUUUGUUAUGUGUGAGAAAUUGCAUCCUGGGCAUCCGGGUGGAGCGCAAGAUUUUGGUGUGGCUGCAGUGCCUAAUAUUGAUGAGGCCACCACUUCUGAUGGCCAACAGAAAACUUCUGGGCCAUCGGCGAAGGUUGAUGAAAAGCAUGUAGUAUUUGUGAAGUUCUCGGAGAAGCAUAGGAAACUUCUCAACGCUUUUAUUAGGCAAAAUCCUGGAUUGCUUGAGAAAUCUUUCUCCCUUAUGCUGAAGGUCCCUCGUUUUAUUGAUUUUGACAACAAGCGAUCCCAUUUUAGAUCUAAAAUCAAGCAUCAACAUGAUCACCAUCAUAGUCCUUUGAGAAUCUCUGUAAGACGAGCAUACAUACUUGAAGAUUCGUAUAAUCAAUUGCGGAUGAGAUCCACACAAGAUUUGAAAGGUAGAUUGACCGUUCACUUUCAAGGGGAAGAAGGWAUUGAUGCAGGUGGUCUUACCCGAGAAUGGUAUCAGCUUUUAUCAAGGGUUAUUUUUGAUAAGGGAGCUCUGCUGUUUACAACUGUUGGCAACGAAUCUACGUUUCAGCCAAAUCCAAAUUCUGUUUAUCAGACAGAACAUCUCUCAUAUUUCAAAUUUGUUGGAAGAGUUGUCGGGAAAGCACUAUUYGAUGCUCAGUUGCUUGAUGUUCAUUUCACAAGAUCGUUCUACAAGCACAUUCUUGGGGUGAAAGUGACAUACCAUGAUAUAGAAGCUAUCGAUCCAGGUUACUUCAAGAACUUGAAGUGGAUGCUCGAGGUGUGUUUAUUGUCAUAUUUGAGCAACUUUUGGUGAACUUUUUGUGAUAUUUUUGAAUAAGUUUUGGUGACCGACUAUGAACUGAUCCCUGGUGGAAGAAAUAUUCGAGUGACAGAGGAAAACAAACAUAAAUACGUCGAUUUAAUYGCUGAGCAUCGAUUAACUACGGCAAUACGUCCUCAAAUAAAUGCUUUUCUGGAAGGGUUUAACGAAUUGAUUCCUCGGGAUUUGAUAUCUAUUUUUCAUGAUAAGGAAUUAGAACUGUUAAUAAGUGGGCUUCCAGAUAUCGACUUGGAUGACAUGAAGUCGAAUACGGAGUAUUCUGGUUACAGUGCUGCUUCUCCGGUUAUCCAGUGGUUUUGGGAGGUUGCUCAAGGCUUCAGCAAAGAAGACAAGGCUCGUUUGCUGCAAUUUGUGACCGGUACCUCAAAGGUGCCUUUGGAAGGAUUCAGUGCAUUACAAGGCAUCUCGGGAUCUCAAAAAUUUCAGAUCCACAAAGCAUAUGGAAGACCCGACCAUUUGCCUUCCGCUCACACCUGUUUCAAUCAAUUGGAUUUACCAGAAUAUCCUUCAAAAGAACAUCUGGAGGAGAGGCUAUUGCUUGCAAUUCAUGAAGCUAAUGAAGGGUUUGGUUUUGGUUAAAAAGUGAGAGGAGAAGGUGAUGGAUGUAGAUAAGAUUUUUAUCAAAAUCAAACAAGAGAUACAUGCGUUGAUAUACUAGUGUACAGUUUGAGCUUGUCAAAAAAUUGAAGUUUUUUUCUUUCUAAUCGUUAUUUAUUUAGUUGGCAGUUUUUAUUUGUUGCCAAUUUUCUGUUAGAAGUUGGGUUUGCAAACUUGCCCUGCAAUUGUACAUUGGAACAGUUUAUUGGCUGUUUUACUUAGUUGCAUUAUAUUAGAGUCAUUUAGCAUCUGAAUCAAUUAUAUGAUUCAACAAGUUUGCUUGUUUAUGAUUAUUAGACUAA